Messenger RNA from Molossus molossus (Pallas's mastiff bat), 1006 nucleotides. RefSeq names its product glyoxalase domain containing 4 (gene GLOD4). Lineage: Eukaryota; Metazoa; Chordata; Mammalia; Chiroptera; Molossidae. The coding region runs from base 57 to 953 and encodes 298 amino acids. The record is from RefSeq and is a predicted model, not a curated record. The transcript has 9 exons.
GGACGGCGCUGAGUACGUGACGGUUGUGUGCGUGACGGUUGUGUAGUGGUGGGGUCAUGACUGCUCGGAGGGCUCUGCACUUCGUGUUCAAAGUGGGAAACCGCUUCCAGACGGCGAGUUUCUACCGUGAUGUCCUGGGGAUGAAGAUUCUGCGGCAUGAGGAAUUUGAAGAAGGCUGCAAAGCUACCUGUAAUGGGCCAUAUGAUGGGAAAUGGAGCAAAACAAUGGUGGGAUUUGGACCUGAGGAUGAUCAUUUUGUUGCAGAACUGACUUACAAUUAUGGUAUUGGAAACUACAAGCUUGGCAAUGACUUUAUGGGUAUCACACUCGCUUCUAGUGAGGCUGUCAGCAAUGCCAGGAAGCUGAAGUGGCCACUCAGAGAAGUUGCAGAAGGUGUUUUUGAAACUGAGGCCCCAGGAGGAUAUAAGUUCUAUCUGCAGGAUCGAAGUCCACCUCAGUCAGAUCCUGUAUUAAAAGUAACUCUAGCAGUGUCUAAUCUUCAGAAGUCAUUGCACUACUGGUCUGAUCUCCUGGGAAUGAAAAUUUAUGAAAAAGAUGAAAAGAAACAAAGGGCUUUGCUGGGCUAUGCUGAUAACCAGUGUAAGCUGGAGCUCCAGGGUAUCAAGGGUGUGAUUAAUCAUGCAGCAGCUUUUGGAAGAAUAGCCUUUUCUUGCCCCCAGACAGAGCUGCCUGACUUAGAGGACUUGAUGAAAAGGGAGAAACAGAAGAUUCUGACUCCCCUGGUGAGUCUGGAUACCCCCGGGAAAGCCACAGUGCAAGUGGUCAUUCUGGCUGACCCUGAUGGGCAUGAAAUUUGCUUUGUGGGAGAUGAAGCAUUUCGAGAACUUUCUAAAAUGGACUUAGAGGGAAGCAAAUUGUUGGAUGACGCAAUGGCAGCUGAUAAAAGUGAUGAAUGGUUUGCUAAACAAAAGAAACCAAAGGCUUCAGGUUAACAGAAGACAUCACGUGGCACAAGCAUUUGAGAUUCCUGUCUAGCACCUGUGAG